Messenger RNA from Saitoella complicata NRRL Y-17804, 2709 nucleotides. RefSeq lists its product as uncharacterized. The transcript has a single exon. NCBI's taxonomy places the organism in Eukaryota, Fungi, Ascomycota, Saitoellomycetes, Saitoellales, Saitoellaceae. Gene Ontology annotation, molecular function: protein binding. The record is from RefSeq and is a predicted model, not a curated record. The coding region runs from base 1 to 2709 and encodes 902 amino acids.
AUGUUCAGGACAUUCAUCUGCAUAAGAUGUUCAGCCCGGCUCGCUGCGCGAUGUGCUCAGAAUGCGACGAGAACAGUGAUAGUUUCAGGUGCUCCUUUGCUGCAAAGGCGGACGUUAGGACUGAGCGGUAAGGCCGAUAACCUGGCCAGAAAGGCCUUGAAGAACUUUGAGCGACCACGGCAGGAGAAUUACAGCCGUGAUCCGUGGAUAUAUCAGCUCGAUGUCAUGUGUUCAGAACUGGGGAAAGAAUCAAGUCUUGAUCUUCUUUCCAAGGUAUACGAAGCAUUCGUCAAAUUCAAGGAACAUCACAAAGAGCCACCACCUGAUUUGCACUUGCCAGGUCUUCUCGAAUGCCUUCAUGAUGCCGGACUUCACGAAGAAGCUGCAGAUGUCUUCUCCUACUGGCAUGGUUCCAUGGGAAGCAUUCCAUAUUAUGACUCCCUCUUCCACAGCUGUCUUACACCUGGUCGACUGUUAGCUGCGGAAAUGGCAUUGAAUAGCCUGGACAGGAUGGGGGCUAUGACUAAGGAUAUGGCCAGUUCUAUGGAUUGGAAGCAUGCAAAAUUGGCCAGUAUGUAUCUCUAUAUGGGAGACAUAGCCAAUGCGACAAGGAGAUUUAAACUUUUCUUUCAGCGGGAUUUGAAACACAGCCAAGAAGAUGACACCAAUGAGCAACGCGGCAUAAAGGAUAAUCCGACGUAUCUUUACAAUAUGAUGUUGGAGUCCGCCGUUCGGAUCUCAGAUCUCCGUCCUGCGGAAGCACUUCUCACGACAAUGCGUGCAUCAGACGUGUCUCCGAAUCGCUAUACAUACCUUCUAUUCAUCAAUGCGUACCUCCGUGAAACCCGCAUUGGCGAUGCCCUUCGAAUGUUGAGAGAAAUGCUUGACAUGGGAUAUCCCGGCAGAAAAAUUACGAAAAGAUGCAGGAGCGUCAUAUUGGACCUACUACACAAGCACAUCAAAGAGAAUGGACGUGAGGGAUCCAGGGAAGUACUCCGCAGCAUAGCGCAAAUUUUCAACACUGAACCCUUGGAGGCUUUCAAGGUGGACCUAACAGGUCUGGGCUUCACGCCUGACAAAGUACUGGAAAUGGACAUCAAGAUCAUGAGCUUAACCAUCAAUGCGAUGGUUGAGGCUAAGGCUCCCGCCCGAGAUUUGUGGAGGGUAUGGUGCAGAUAUGCUAAGUUGGCGUUUGCAGCGUCUAGUAAUGCUGCACUCAAAGAAAACUUCGGCUCGGUUUUUAUGAACAACCACAUUCCAAACAUCAUUCUGAAGAGGUUUGCCGGUGUCGACUGGUACCAGAAACUUGCAGUCCGGAUCCUACUUUCGAUGCUUCGCUCAGACAUUCCCGAGAUGAGACCUGACGUGGUGACUUUCAACACCUUCUUUCAAGGCCUCAGGGGUGAUAUCCGUAACAUUGAAAGGACGUGGGUCUUAAUGAUAAAGGCAGGAAUCACGCCAAAUAUUUUGACAUAUGCAGCGGUGAUCCAAGCGUAUGACAGGAAUAAAGACUCUACAGGUCUGAGUUCUAUUGCUCCUAUAAUAAAGCUGCAGAACGACAUUAUCGAAACCGGUGUCCGAUUCGAUAUCAAGACGCAUGGGUUAUUGCGACAUUCCGUGUCGGCGAUGAUUUACCAGGAAUUGAAAAGGAAGGGGUUUCACUGGGAACGCAACGCGCGAGUUCUCCAGGGCUUAUGGAAGAAUAUUGUCUCUCUAGUGGUCAAACCGGUCAUUCGGCAAAGGCACCAAAAGGAUAAGAUGAAGUUUAUCACGAAAAUGGUAGGGAACCAGAUCGUGUUUGAGGAGGAUUAUAAGGAAGCAUUUGCCGUUGCUUCCGAGGAGGGAAAACCUCUUGGCGAAGAACGUCAGCUAGCGCCUACAACCAUUGCCUUGGCGCCUCUGCCAGUCGUCAAGGACGAUGCAACCACCAAAGCGUGGACAUCCGAUGAGACUCUCGCCAAGGGGCACCCAGUCGAAGUAGCUUUUGCCCAAAUCUGGCGGGUUCUUGACUUGUGGUCACGGCCUGACGGACACCGCAAUCGCACGCCGGCGGGACACCACCUGCGAAAGGUCCAGGCGGCCUUGCAUCAUAUUAUUGCUCAUGUUGGGCAACAAAUUACCUAUUCAGAGUGGGUGAUUGAGAAGAACCUACGCGGGGAGCUGGACAUGCGCAGUUGCCGGCCUGACUUGAACCGAUUUCAACCUCGUCGAGCUCGGUAUGGGCGGACCGAUCCCUGGCAAGACUCUUCGCCCGGCGGUGCCCAGGCCACCGACAACCACGCACAUGCAUCGCCUCAGCAUGUGAAGCCCGAACCUCUCAACCCUGUUGUACCUCCCUCCGACCCCCUUGAGCGUCCUUGGUCGCGAUGGAAGGCAACGGACGAGGGUCGGAAUGCCGCGCCAGUCUUGCCCGAGCCUCGCCGUUGCACUGCGGACGUAAAAUCGGUUCCAAAGGUGCCCUUUAUAAGGCACCGCGACGAGCUAGACGAUUGGGACUUUGAAGAGGAGGAGCUGGAAGAGAGAAAGCCGGGAGAUCGGGAGUUACAAAACAGACGGGAAGAGAGCGAGCUGGACGAUUGGGACUUGAUCGAAAGAGUGCUGGAAGAGAGGGACAAGAAUGGAAUGACGUCGGAUCCAAAGGAUGUCAAAUCGGAUCCGAAGGGAUCCUCAUUAGGGUCCCAACUUCUCAGGAGGAGCAGACCCUAUUGA